AUGAAACGCAAGAAAUUGCACGGAAGAGAGUAUGAUGAUAAUGUGGUCAAUAAUAUUAUUGAUGCUGUUGUGGAUAACAGGAACUUAAAUAUUACUCUUCUUCUAACACUUCGAGAUUGCUUACAAAAUUUGAAAGAUGAUGAAUCUAAAGUACAACUUGUAAAAUCAAGAAUUGAGCAAAAAUUUCUGAUAGUUUUACUUUGUCAAUAUGGAGCUAUGCAGUCAGAAAGGGAUAAGACUAUCUUUGAUAUUCUCAGCGUGUUAGAAAGGUCGUAUCAAACUCCUCUGAAACCUUUAUUUCCACUAGUAUGGGGAGAACGAGCUAAAGAUAAUUAUGAUAAGCUAAGACAGUUGGGUCAGGCUUUGCAUACCAAACUCACCACUGAUCAGGUUUUGGAUUAUUUGAAUCCCAAGCUUAUGUGGAAUACAUUACUUGGAUCGGAACAAACUACUGCUGUCAAUAUGUUUGGACAAGAAAAUUCCAAUCAGUUAUAUGACGCUCGGUUCAUACUUCGACUUUUGGCAACAUUGAUCAGUGAUGAUAGUGAGAUGAACUUUCGAAAAUUUAUUGAUGUGAAUGGCUUAUCAUUUGCAUUUGCAGCUACAGCUUUCGUCAAUCGUAGUGAACGUUGCAUUGCUUAUUUUGUCCUAAGCCGUUUUUUAUCUCGGCUAACAAAGCUGAAUUCAGAGUUGCUUGCGGAAAGAUGUUUGUAUAUUUAUUUGUUACAAAUUUUCAAGAACAGUAUUCAAACUCCUAUGCAACGAUUGCCACAUGCUGUUGCACAUUUCUUUGCUAGAGUUACCAAGUUGAUUUUACAUCCUGAAGAUCCAGUCUACCAGCCAGUGAUGUCAUUUUUGUUGCUGAAACCAAGUGUUGAUAUUGGAAAUGUUCCAGAAAUUUACAAACUCCUUUUAAGUUCGAGCACUCAAUAUCAUAAUGAAGAAAGGCAUUGGUGUUUGCGUCUGAUAUUAGAUUCACUUAUUGAACCUAACGAUUACAAUAUUCUCCAAAAAAGAUAUGGAAUUAAAUUGUUUUUAUCACUAUUUGGAAGCAUUGUUGCUGACAGAGAAACAAAAAAAUAUAUUUUAUUAUGUCUUCGUUCUAUCUUGGUACAUCGAUCAGUCGCAAAUGAUUUGUAUAUUCGGCAAAAUUUUCAGUCCUGGAUUGUUUUGACUUUUCAGGAUACUUCAUUAACUCGUUGGGAGCGAGUAUUUUUGUGCCAGUUGUUUAUCACGCUUAUUAGUCAUGUUAAAGAACUUCAUUGUAAGGGCAGUACUGAGAUCAAAGGUGCAAAAUUGCAUAAAGAUGUUGUUUCCAAAACAUGCGAAAUUUUAGGAAAGAAAGUAUGUGAAGAGUUAGAGAAAGAAAAUGAUGAUGGAAAGUAUACAUGGUUGCCAAAGUUACGAAAACUAUUAUGUGAGUGA
Molecule: messenger RNA, 1425 nt
Organism: Thelazia callipaeda (thelaziosis nematode)
Lineage: Eukaryota; Metazoa; Nematoda; Chromadorea; Rhabditida; Thelaziidae
Source: the annotation of a GenBank genome assembly